AUGGCUGCGCUACUCUUUCAUCUCGUCGGUCUGGUUUACAUUUCGUUAUUUUCGUUGGCCGCCGGGGCAGCAUAUAGAGACGAAUGCAUUGGAGGCUGCGGCGAGGACUUGAUUCUUUAUAUGACAGUGCAGAGUCAGGGAGUCCUGACUCUCUCCUUCAAUCCUUCCCAGUCGGUGGACGACAGCAUUCGGAUCCUAGCAACGAACACAGAUGCAGGUUACAGCCCAGGCUGGAUUACCCAGUAUAAGGAAAAUUUCUACUCAGUGUCGCGAACCCAGUAUCCGACUCUGAGCUCCAUCGAUGGAGGAGUGUUUGCAUUCCAUAAAAGGGAGGGAAACGCCCGCCACUCAAAUCUCGACCUUCUUAACUCAGUCAGUAGCGGUGGGCGGGGAGCUGUUUAUGUUGACGUCAGUCGAGACGGCCGGACGAUCAGCAUUGCAAAUAUUGAUGGAUCCACCGUAUCUAUCCACCCUCGUGGAGAAGACGGUACAAUCAAAGAUGCUUCUCACGUCUUUCAUUAUACACUGGACUACCCGGGACCAGGGACAAAUGGGAGCCAGAUCCAAAGCAACCCCCAUGAGGCUAUCUUUGAUCCCUCAGGGGAGUUUCUUUUUGUUGCCGACCGCGGCGCAGAUCGCCUCUAUAUCUACCAGGUUGCUGGCCCCUUCAACGUGACUAUAAUCCAGACGUUACAUUUGGAGCCGGGAACAGGUCCACGGCAUAUGAACUUCAGAACAUUCAAUGAGACACGGACUUACAUGUACCUUGUCAGCGAAUUGGACAAUUCCGUCCGAGUCUUUACUCUCGAUGGUGUGAGGAACGAUGAGGGGUUGGAAUUUGGCGCUGGAAGCCCAAGGAAUCUAACAAUUCAUCUUGCUCAACGAAUAUCGACGCUGGGAGCCAAUCUAGGUCGUACCCCGCCCAAUAAUAGGAACCUGGCUUCCGAGAUCGCUUUGUCAAAUGAUGGACGAUUCGCGUACGCGGUCAAUCGAAACACAGUCAACCUCGACAGCGACACGGUGGCCAUAUAUUCAGUCCAUCCAUUAUUAGAGGAUGACCGUAAUCAUCUCACGUACCUCGGCUACAAUAUAACGUACGGGAAGACACCUCGACAUUUUUCACUCUCGAAUGACCCCCAAUCGCGCUUCGGCGCCUUCGGAAACGAAGUGACCAACAAUCUAGUGAUUCUCGAGCGCGAUGUUCAGACUGGGUUUUUCACAAGCAUCAAAGGGAACCUCUCAGUGGGCAAGUUAGACCUGACCACAAACUCGGGUCCUACUGCAGUGAUCUGGUCUUCCUCUGAUUAUAUGGAUCAUAUGUUCUGA
This is a messenger RNA of Aspergillus pseudoviridinutans, 1326 nucleotides long. RefSeq lists its product as uncharacterized. The transcript is spliced from 2 exons. The record is from RefSeq and is a predicted model, not a curated record. Bases 1 to 1326 code for a protein of 441 amino acids. Gene Ontology annotation, molecular function: 6-phosphogluconolactonase activity; protein binding. Lineage: Eukaryota; Fungi; Ascomycota; Eurotiomycetes; Eurotiales; Aspergillaceae.